AUGACUGAAGACCAGGACUUGAUGGCUAAGAUCAGCCAGCUUGCUGGCCAGAUUAACAGGCACAAGAAUGGAACACCGCAGACGCAGUCGCAGUCGCCCCAACCUGGAGAGCCGCACGCGGGUCCCCAUGUAUCACGACAUACCUCGUACCGUGGGCGCCCUGGCUGGGCUCCUUACAGAGGACGGCCGUACGGGCGAGGGCGUGGAGCAGCUCCCCACCGCCACCGUACCCUCAUUCUCAAUAACUCGACGACCUCAGCUUCGCAGAAUGCAACCCCUCCCGAUGCCAUGGCGGUAGAUUCAGACGAGCAAAGCCGUUCAGCGACGCCGAAUGCCUGGGUGACAAAGCACGCGCGACAUAUGCAGCUAAUCAACUCUGCAGUUUAUGACAAAGAAGCACAGAAAAGAGUUAAGGCCCUGGAGGAAACCCGCAAAGCGAAGACGCAGAAAAAAGCACAGGCCGAGCAGGCGAAGGUGCUGCAGUUUGCGCAAGGCGUGGGUAGACAGUUUCCCUCCGCACCGCAGGCUCCUGCCACGGGGACAUCAUCCGGGGAGUACCAGAUAUUUCUCAACGACAUCCCAUUCCGCGUGUCGCGCGGAGGUGGCAAGCUGAUCAGAGUUUCUAGUGCGAACCCCGCUCAUUCCGUCCUGGUAGGAAGAGCUGGCUUACAGUUAGUAGAUGACCCGACCACUGCGAACAAUACGCCCAAGCGGGUGAAAGUUGCUGGUGUGACAUUUGUCCGGAGCAAGAACGGCAACCUUCAUCGACUAGGGGCAGUAGCCUCGAAAAGGAUGCCAUCGGCAAUUAAGAAAAAGGACGAGCUUUGCCAAAGAUUCACAACGACGGGUACCUGCUACAAGGGGCCUUCAUGUCUGUACGUUCAUGACCCGAACAAAGUCGCUAUUUGCAAGGAUUUCCUUCAGACAGGCAAAUGUAGCGCAGGUAAUAGUUGCGAUUUGUCACACGAGCCGUCCCCUCAUAGAUCCCCUGCUUGUGUACAUUUCCUUCGGGGUCGUUGUUCUAACCCAGAAUGUCGCUAUGCCCACGUCCGGGUCACGCCCGGAGCGCCCGUGUGUAGGGCUUUUGCAUCAUUGGGGUACUGUGACAAGGGCGAAGAAUGUGAGGAGCGACAUGUUCACGAAUGCCCAGACUAUGCGAACGCAGGUGUUUGCAAGAAAAAGAACUGUCGACUACCACAUGUCGAUCGUGCUGGACAGAUUCGAAAGAAUGCUGCUCCAAAGGAAGACGCCGCUGAUGGUGGUGAAGAGUCUGAUGCUUCUAGCGAAGAAGAAGAGUAUGACGAGAUCGGUUCCGAUGAUGUCGACUCUGAUUAUCUUUCCGAUGAGGGAGAGCUCAUCGAAGGAGCGGAGACUGGUGAAAUCUCGAAGCAGCAGGAUUUCAUCAGCCUCUGA
Aspergillus puulaauensis is the source of this 1413-nucleotide messenger RNA. RefSeq names its product CCCH zinc finger protein. Gene Ontology annotation, molecular function: metal ion binding. Lineage: Eukaryota; Fungi; Ascomycota; Eurotiomycetes; Eurotiales; Aspergillaceae. Gene Ontology annotation, cellular component: nucleus. The transcript has 4 exons. The record is from RefSeq and is a predicted model, not a curated record. Bases 1 to 1413 code for a protein of 470 amino acids.